Messenger RNA from Styela clava, 2204 nucleotides. RefSeq lists its product as uncharacterized. Gene Ontology annotation, molecular function: cyclin-dependent protein serine/threonine kinase regulator activity; protein kinase binding. Gene Ontology annotation, cellular component: cyclin-dependent protein kinase holoenzyme complex; nucleus. Gene Ontology annotation, biological process: regulation of cyclin-dependent protein serine/threonine kinase activity. NCBI's taxonomy places the organism in Eukaryota, Metazoa, Chordata, Ascidiacea, Stolidobranchia, Styelidae. The record is from RefSeq and is a predicted model, not a curated record.
CGUUACUUUUUACUUGUCUUAUCAAGGUUAACAAAUUAUGAAGAAUAAUAUAAUUAGAAUUGGCUCAUGAACCACACAUAAUCUAAAUUUAUUGUACAAAUUGAUUUAAAGGCAGUGUUAGUAGUGCUGAGAAAAUUAAACAUGGAUGUUAAUACUUGGAAUAGUGUUCACCUCAGUGAACUGUUGUCUCAAACCAAAUGUGACGAGGAGAGAUUGUUUGAUCAUGACGUAUUAACAAGCCGAUUGAAAAGAACUUUGUGUUACGAUCCAUUAAAACGACCUGAUAUGGACACCCUUUCCUUUUCUGUCACAAAAUCUGCAGUGUCUUGUUUCCGUCAUGCAGCUCCAAUGCCCGUAGGAAAACUAGGACAUCGAUAUGCAUCUCGUGUAGCCAGAGAUGCUUGUAUAUCUCCAUGUGCUUUGCUCCUUGGAUUGAUAUACAUCGAAAGGCUGAAAAGCAGGAAUCCAAAUUAUCUGACACAAAUUUCAUCAUCUGAACUUUUUCUGAUAUCAAUGAUGGUAGCUUCAAAAUAUUUAUUCGAUGAGGGUUGUGAGGAUGAGGUGUUCAAUGAUGAGUGGGCUAUAUCUGGUGAAAUGGAAGUAGCCAAAGUAAAUAAACUGGAGAGAGAAUUUCUUGGAGCUAUCGAUUGGAAUUUGUAUGUCAAACCUCAUGAAUUUUCAUCAAUGCUGACCAUUGCAGAAACUGAUGUUGCACUAUCAAACGGCUGUGAACGUGGAUGGCUGACAUAUAGUGAUUUACGCUCUUUACUUGAUUGUCAUAGUAUAUAUAAACAAAUGACUCAAACUGCUGGAAUCUUGUCAAAGGCCACCUGUAUAUGCAUGAUAAUGUAUAGUGGACUGGUAUGUCUGGCUGCCUUCACUUCUGCUGCACUGGUCUCCGUUUCACAAAUGGCAUAUCAGGGGGUAGUGCCAAUGGAACCACAACCUCAAAAUCUUCCUCUCGAUACAUUCGGAACACAUAAUGAUACAGAUGAAGAACCUCUAGCAUUUAUGCAGGAACCAGAAGAAAAUCUGCUUGAUGCUGAGGAAUUUCCUGGAUUUUUUCCACAGUCCAGUGUUAUCUACACAAAUCAAUUAAGAAGCCGAAUGGAGGGUGACCAUGGUUCCAUUUUCCGAGGUCGUCCGCCAUCACCGCUGUCUCAGCCUGUACCAUUGCCUGUUGUUGAUUUUGAUGACACGCCUAGGACGACCCUCCAAUAUGGGAAUAUUUUCACCAAAUAUUCAACAAAAAGCUCACAUGAUCAAGAUGUUGACAAGCAGUAUGUUCCCAAAGUUCUACACUCAAAGAAAGCUAUCUGUACUAUUCUUGAAGCCUUUGUGUUUAUGACUAACGUUCCAAUGAUCUUCAAGGACUCUUCCAAACCUGUAUGCAGCAGUUGUGGCCGGCCGAUUAAUGAUGUGGCGUCUGAGUUGCCUGUUUGUAAGAGGUUUGAUACUACUUGCCCAGAUGUUAUCUCCAAUUUCUCCAAUCAUUUCAAUGCUGCCCUAGGUCUCAAGAUUCUGUCAUCACGCUAUUUACACCAUCAACCAGCUAAACACACAUAUCAAUCUGGAAAAAACUUCAAUCUCACUAUUCCUCCAUCUCCAAAUAUUACACCUGGCAUCACAAUUGUUGUUCAUUAAUGUUACUGUCUCAAAUUAAUUACCAUUACACUGAUUAGGUAGAAAGUACAGCCACCAAGUAGUAGUAAUGUAGCAAUAUACCGAUUUUGGCCAUUUUGACAAUUAGAAGAAAAAUAAACAUCGUUACUUCAGAAAUUAUUCAGGUAAAAAAUACUAUUAAGAGUUUGAGGAAACACUAAAUCUUGUUCUAUUUAUUGCUUCCAAUGGUAUUAGUUUUUUUCUUUAUUCUGAUGGUUGUGUAAUAUUAACCAGGGAAUAAUGAUAUUAUCAUUUGAUUGGCAUUUACCAUUUCAAAGGUAGCACUGGUAUGUUGUCAUUGCAGAUGCUGGGUGGUUUUGUUUUCUGCUUUUCAAGGAACUUGAAUGUAACUUUGAUUGGAUCAUGAUAGAAGUUAUUUUCACACCCUUGCAUUUCUUUGCCCAGUCAAUGUUGCAGUUUGUCAUAGUAAGAUAAGAUGAAGUAGGUUAGCGAUGCUUUUUAUUUUUCUCACUGCUAGUUCAGUAUUGUGCCUGAAUCUGUUUUAGAAUGAUUUGGAUAUUGAAUAAAUGAUAUUAUUUGGA